AUGUCCGUCGUCAAUCCCUUGUCCGCGCGUCGUUCGAAAGAAUACAAUCGCAUCUUCAAGGGUGCCGCGGUCUUGACCACCUUUGCCGCUUUAUACAUCGUCACGUCUUCCAACGGUUCUACCACCGUCAAGGCAAAAUCUUCCAUCAAAGGUCUUUACAAUUCCUCGGGCAACGAUUGCUUCUUAAACAGUGUUCUUCAAGCUCUCGCCAGUCAAUCUUCCUUGACCCAAUUCCUUCAGCUUCGUGCUUCCUCUUCCACCUUGUAUGCAGCCCUUCUUGAAUUCCUCAAAAAUCUCAAUUCCGGUAGCUCGAAACCCACCUCUGCGAAUUCUUUCCUCAAUAUUUUGGAGAAAAUUACAAAUAAAGUCAUCUUGCGCUCGUUACAGCAAGACGCCCAUGAAUUUUUACAAUACCUUUUGGAAAUCAUCGAGUCCCAAGAUUCUUCGUUGCCCUCUCCUUCCUCUCCUCCCUCCUCUGUCCGUAUCCUCGGGUUUCCAGCCCAGCUUCCUUUCAUCGGAUUCAUCCUUCAAACCGUUCAGUGCUCUUUUUGUUCCGCUAAAACUUCCACAAACUUUAAAAAUACCAUCUUGCAAUUGAGCUUUCCCUAUGCCCAUAAUGCUUCUUCCGUUUCUUUAUCCCAGCUUUUUGCUUCGAAUGCAUUCGAGCAAGUCGAUGAUUUCAAAUGUGAUGCUUGCUAUCCCCAUACCAAGAAAACCACCUCUUGUUACCGUAUGGUCCAAUGGAAGCGUCCUCCUACCCUGCUUCAAAUUCAACUAGAGCGGUCUUGUUACACUCCCUUAGGUCUUUCCCGAAACAACACCGCUGUUCAUUACGAAAAGUCUUUUGUACUCCAAAAUCGUUACCGUUACCAUCUCCGCUCCGUCAUCACCCAUCACGGCGGUGCAAAUUCAGGUCAUUACAUUUGUUAUCGCAAAAAGGACAAUUGUUGGUGGAGUGCCAACGAUACCAUCAUAUCUAAAUGCACUAUCGAAAAAGUUUUGGAUCAGCAUCGACUGGCUUUUAUGCUAUUUUACGAAAUGGAGUCCCCUUCUGAAUUGGAUUAA
Schizosaccharomyces osmophilus is the source of this 1065-nucleotide messenger RNA. It is a transcript of the gene ubp11, whose product is annotated as mitochondrial outer membrane anchored ubiquitin C-terminal hydrolase Ubp11. The record is from RefSeq and is a predicted model, not a curated record. Gene Ontology annotation, cellular component: cytosol; nucleus. The transcript has a single exon. Gene Ontology annotation, molecular function: cysteine-type endopeptidase activity; cysteine-type deubiquitinase activity. Gene Ontology annotation, biological process: protein deubiquitination. Lineage: Eukaryota; Fungi; Ascomycota; Schizosaccharomycetes; Schizosaccharomycetales; Schizosaccharomycetaceae. Bases 1 to 1065 code for a protein of 354 amino acids.